Messenger RNA from Vanrija pseudolonga, 603 nucleotides. RefSeq lists its product as uncharacterized. The record is from RefSeq and is a predicted model, not a curated record. NCBI's taxonomy places the organism in Eukaryota, Fungi, Basidiomycota, Tremellomycetes, Trichosporonales, Trichosporonaceae. Bases 1 to 603 code for a protein of 200 amino acids. The transcript is spliced from 2 exons.
AUGCCAACCCCCGAGCCCCAUCUCGCUCUCCUCACGCCCGCAGACGACGGCUUAGUCCACGAAGCGGGCCUGGUCCUCGCUGACGCCUUUGACCCGGGCGAGAACCACCUCCAGCGCGCGCUGUUUGCCGGGGUGGAGCUGGACGCCGUGCGCGAGGCGACGAGGCUGCAGAUGCUGCAGAUUGUGUAUCGCGGCGUGAGGGACAAGGAGGUGUGGGUGGCCUCGGCGGCGAGCGCAGCGAGCGGCGGCGAGAGGAGCCCCAUCGGCGCAGUCAUGAUCGUGUCCCCGCCUGCAUCGAAAGACGCGCGCGACACGCGUCCCGCGACGCCAUACGACGCGGCGCUGGACGCCGUUACGCCCCCAGAAACCGCGGCCGCCUUCGCGCAGCUCAACGAGCAGAGCUGGGCCAAGCAGGCGGCGGCGUAUGACCCCCCAAAAGAGGAGGGAUACCACGUCUCGAUGCUCGGCACUGCGGCAGAGUACUAUGCCCGGCUCGGGUUCUCCCUGCUCGACCGGAAUACGUUCGACGUGCGCGGUGUGCCCGUCACCUUCUGGAUCAUGGCCAAGUCGGCAGAGCCGGAGGCCGCCGCUGCAGGAGCCUGA